Messenger RNA from Didymodactylos carnosus, 2061 nucleotides. The record is from the annotation of a GenBank genome assembly. Lineage: Eukaryota; Metazoa; Rotifera; Eurotatoria; Philodinida; Philodinidae.
AUGUGUGCAAAUAUUGAUGAUAAAAGGCUCGAUUUAGAAGUAUGCACAGAUAAUUCUCCGAUAUAUUUGAACGAUGAUGAAUUAUAUAAUAUGCACGAAUGUACAUUGCAAAUGUAUCGUCAAAAUAAAAUAUGUGCAAAAAAUGCAUUUAAUCUAAAACUGUUAGAAUAUUUACCGGCCAUCUUAGGACGAAAAGGAAAAAUUUCUAAUGUUGAAAAUGAUGAAAAUAUAAUAACAACAUUUCAAUCUGUAGGAGCAACGUUAGACGCCUCAGCUAAAAUUUAUGCUGCUCGAAUUGAUUCACUAUAUUAUGAAACAAUUAAAGCUCAGACAUUAUUGAAGUCCAAUGAAUUACAACACCGAGAAGAUAUUCGAAUUGCUGAGACUAAUAGAAACACAAAUCAUAGUAGUGACGAUGAUGGAGAGGAUCAAGAUAAUAUUGAUAGUGACUUCACAAGACAAAAAACGAAGAAAAGUCGCAUUCUGGCUAGGAAAAAGACAAUUAUUAAUGACAGAAAAAAAUUGCUAAGAAAACAAACAUCUGUUGACGUGAUGCCUGUGAUGAAUACAUUUUUUUUAUCAGCAAUGAACAAUGACAAUAUAUUAUUAAGUGAAUUGUAUGAAAAAUUAUGUUCAUCAAAGAAGAAAAUGAAAAUCGCCAAAGAAUACGUCAGCAGAUCAAAGCCUAUAACAAGUGCCUGGUGCAUGAAGAAUAAUAAUUGUGAACUAGUAUCGACUGUUCCAACGUCUGAAACAUUGCAUAUUGAGACAACAAUGGCUCAGCUUAACUUUGACAUGGCUGUUGAUGAUCAAACACCGUCAAUAGUUCAUGGAAAAUUGUCGCCUAAAUCAGUUAAUCAAAAGACAAUGAUCGCACAUGAUACUAUAAUAACACCAUUAUCUGUUGAGACUUGUGUAGAAGGAAAUACACCAUUAUCGAUUCAAUCAAUUCAAGAUACAAGUUUGUCUUACUCAUCUCCCACUUUUUUCAACACACCUCCGAUCUCUAUACCCUCUACUGUCUCUCACGAACGUUUUCGUAGCGCAAGUAUUUGUAGCAACAGUAUUAUAACCAAUGUUAAUCAGCUAUUGUCAGAUAAACUAGAUGAAUAUUCUUAUUUUGAUAAAACACGUUUGGACGAAUUUACAUCAAAAUCAAUAUUGGGCAUAUCAGAUCGAACAGUAACAGUCGAUAAUAAUGAAGACAGUAAUCAUCACGCUGGCGGAUCCCAGACAGCGAAAGGACACAUGCUAAAACGUAAAUUAAGCAUUGAAUUUCCAUUUUUAAAUCAAAAAAAGAAAAUGCUUAGAAAAACAAUAGAAAAACAAGACCAGCCAUCCUUAUCAAACAGCCAAUUAUCGGUUGAAUCGGGUUUUGUAAGUAGUUCAGAUAAUGAUCAAUCAGAUAAAAAUCUUCUAAUAUCAACAGUAUCAUCGUCAGUUAUCAAUGACAUUAAUGAUAUAUCCGGACCGCCUAUAUCAUCCAUGCUUUUAUCACUCAAUAUCGAUAGCAUAAUGACGCCGACAGAUUGUAUACAAACACCUCUUCAAAACUCAACAUCGCUUACACCCUAUACAAGUAUUAGUUGUAAACCAACAUCUAGCUUUGAUAUAGAUGCUAUUUCACCAGAGAAGACUUCCUUACAUCAUAGACAGUCCACCGCAUCCAUAACAACAAUGAUAACACCCAUAGCUGGAGAAAAAGUUAAUUUUCUUAUACCGAUGAUACCUACACAGAAAAAACAGUCAAUUGAUGUGAAAAAUCUACAAAGAGCAAUGCAUACACUCAUAACAGAUAAAAUAAAUAAUCAAGAUUCAUCAAACAAAGCUCUUGCGUUUUCGGAUGUCUAUCAAGAUCUAAUAACAACGCACUCAACUGGCUCCACGUCAACGAGUACAAACGCCUCUUCAUCUCCAUCUUACAGAUCGAUUAGUGUCUACUUUAGUGCUUUACUCAACAAUGCAGUGUUAAAUAAGUUGACUCUAACAUCAAAUGACCAACGCGACGAUAUUGAAAUUUUACUAGAAAAACGGCACGCUUACACACACACACAAAGAUGA